AGCCUCUGGUAUUCACGACUUCAUCGUUUGUCCAAGCAACAGAAAUGGCAGAGCUCAUCGAUGGAUACUGUCAACUGGUGGGAAAUCAAAAACACUCUUUAUUAAAUCGUAAAAUAGGUGUGUGAAAUUGUAUAUUCCUGUGAGGGAUCCUAUCGUAUCCUAUUAGAUCCAUGAUCCUUAAGAUGGGCUAUGGGGUAUUUGGGUGUGGCGGUAAAAUAAAUAAAUUUUAAAUGGCUAGAAACAGGGUUUGUAAAGGCCGAUUUUGAGUAGACAACUGUCACAUGCAACCUGCUUACAACUUGAGUUGUACUGUGUAAAUCUCAGAUGAAGUCAGAUACAGUAAGUUGCUGAAUAUUAUGUCAGAACUUUGUACAUUCAUGAUUUUCUUUUUCUGAUCAAUUUGUAGAUGAUAGAAGAUUGCCAAAUGUCCCUGUAGCUCAAGGGACAAAUGGCAGUCAACCCAGCAGUGAAAAUACGUCGACGAGGCAUGGAUCUGUGACGUCUACUACGACACAAAAAAGCGAAGGUGAUUAUUUUUCACUUUUCUGAUAGUUCUCAAUCAGUGAUGGUAACUGUUGCGUUUUCAUGAAAUUCAAAUGCACUCCAAUACCGCUGAGGAUGGCUAUAGUGAAUGUUGUUCUUUAAGUGAAUGUUGUUCUUUAAGUGAAUGUUGUUCUUUAAGUGAAUGUUGUUCUUUAAGUGAAUGUUGUUCUUUAAGUGAAUGUUGUUCUUUAAGCGAAUGUUGUUCUUUAAGUGAAUGUUGUUCUUUAAGAGGCAAUUUUUUUCAAUGUCACGUAUUUGCAAUGAAAAGUGUUCAAAACCUAAAAUCUUUCUGGCGUUCCUCUCAAAAUUACUUUGUUUUAGCUUUAUUCUGUAGUUUAUAGAGUUAGCUACCUUUUUAAAUGCAUCUGCCGGUUGAGAAACAUAAAAUAAUAGUUAAAAAUUGUCAAUUAAAAUACAAUUAUCAAUGAUGCUUUAAAAUUGACUCCAUAUUUACAGUCAUAUAAGCAAAACUUACUGGACAGACUCUUCAUUUUAGCAUUAUGAACAGAAUGAACAUAGCAUUAUGAGCAGAAUGAACAGACUCUUCAUUUUAGCAUUAUUUUACAGAUAAAGCACUAAACAUACUUUUUAAGUUUUUUUGCCGAUUGAGAAUCGUAUCGAAAAAUAAAAAUUUUGAAUUUAGUCAUGACCUCAAGUGAUAUAUUAUACACAUUAGUUUUGAGCGCGUGUUACGUAACAUACAAAAAAAUCUCCUCUUAACUAUUUUACAAAGCCACAAACAAUUUCGAAAUUUGCUAUCCUACUCAAUUAUGUAUGUUUUUUUUAUAAAAGCACUGUGUCUAUGUUUAAUUGACACUGCUUUUUCAUACGAAAGCACUCAGUAAAUCGUUGCGAAAUACAGGAUGAGUAAAAGAAAACUGAUACCUCUGUUAUUCAAAUUAGCCGCAAAGGUAUCAGUUUUUUUUAUUCACCUUGUACAGGGUGUAUAAAAAAAUGUAAAAAAAAUACUUUCAAAUUCAAAUUAGCCAUAACCUUUUAAAUAUUCGUUGCUCUGCUGCAGCAAGCUAGCGUAUUUUAUAUCUUAUAUAUGCAUACUUGAAUAAUGCAUGCUUACUUUGAAACUUUUUUUUAAAUUUGAGUAUUUGUUCAUACAAAUCGAAGUUAUCCUAAAUUCCCAUGUGCAGAAGACCUUGUGUUUUCACGCAUUCAUUAAUUCCAGAAAUUAUACGGUGUCAAAUUACUACAAUAGAUUACGGUUAAUUUGAAUUUGAAACUUGAAAGGGUGCGCAUUUUUUUAUACACCUUGCAGUUGUAGUCAUUUACCAAUCGUACAGUAUGUAGAAUGGAAUUUGAGUUUGGCUUUGCUGAAGGUUUACAGACAGCACAGAAAUACCUCAACAAGCGUUCCAGCCUAAGAGCAAAGAAAUGUGAUCAAUUUUUAUGCCAAGCCAUUGAAGAUUUAUAUGGUCGGUAAGAUUUAAAUAUUCGCAUUAAUUUUCACUGAAUUUUCAUAUUGAAAUAUUGGUUUGUAUACAAACCGUAUUCCGUGAUCCCUAAAUUGUGCAUUUUAUGUUUGUACUAAAUGUGCAAAUCAUAUCAUGACUCAAAAUUUGAGACAUGAUGCUGUCACAAUAUAAUUUAUAUGCACACGACGUACAGAAUUUUGAUCAAAACAAAACGAUUUGCCACCUAUAUUUUUCGCAUUCAAGAAGCUAUAUUGAGAUUGAAAAUGGUUUCAUUGUCUCUUAAACGUACGUUUGCCUCGGCAACGUAUUCAAGGUGAAUGUACAUGUUUUUUAGGUUAUAUAUUUUCGCAAUGGUGAAUUAUGCGUCACAAAAAUUACUGUUGAUAUAAUUGACAUUUGUAACGCGUAUUUUACUGUCUACUUUUUGACAUGUUUCGUAAAAAUGACCAACAAUAUUUAAACAUUUAUCAAACUGAAAGCUGCAUUUUUUAUUGGUAAACGCUUAUUUUACUAAAAGCUGCAUUCUUGAUUGGUAAACGUGGAACGAAUUUGGAUUUAUUGAUGUCAUAAUUGUGAACAAGGUUAUAAGGUUGAGACUGGUACAACACACUGAAAACAUUAUGCGCGAGCGUAAAUUUGCUAUCCAGUAUUUUUAUGAUUCAUAGUUAAGCCACUCCAUACUGUUUGGAUUUUGGGCAUGCGUGAUUUUAUAAAUCUUGCACGAACUAUCCAGAAAAAGAAGCACGCGUUGUUUACUCGAUUUCAUGCAGUGAGUCAUGUAAUCAGUGCACAUUAUAGUAGGCCAAACAUGCCCCCACAGCAGAUAAACGAACACAGCUCAAAUUCAGACAAUGAAAAUGGAAAAAUCGCCACAUGUGGCAGAAUGAGAACAGUCUUACUGGAUCAGACUGUUUCUUGGGAGAAUGCAACACUAUUAUUGAAAGAAAUUAAGUAAAAACACAGAAUGGGAGUUUCCGAGGAAAGAGCAUUUGCAAGCUCUUAUUGCUCUCGCAUUUAUCAAAGUACAAUAAGUAUAACAUUGGUAUAAUCUUUCCAACGCUUCAUUUGAACAAUUGAUUGAUGAUUAUACUUUGGACUUCCUUAUUUGGUACAGUAUUUUAAAUAGUCUCUUUAAUUGGCCUAUUCGUAUGCUCAACAUUUUUAAUUUAUUUUUGCCACAUAUGCAGAAUUGUAAUUUAAAUGUUCAUUUCAAAAAGCCUCAUAAUGUUUUUUAGCGUACAUUAAUCCCCGAGCCGACGCCGCGAAGCGCCGUGCAAGGGUAUUAAUUCCCCCCGGCUAUUUACUCGGGGAAACGAAAGCAUUAGCCAAGUCUAAUUAAAGUUCAUCAAUUAUCACGGGCGUGGGUGACCAACGAUGGGUGGUCAUCCUCACUGAUCUCAAAAAUUAUGGCGGACUGUCAUGAAUAGUGGACACUGAUUGGUCCAAUUUAAAGUUUGCAUUAUAACGACUGCAUGACGACAGCGAAAUAGCAAACAUUUCUUGAUUUGAUGAUUGAUAAUUUUUUUGCAAAUUUAUUUCAUAUUUGCUCGCAUUUUUGCAAGAUUUUGUAAAUUUCAAAAUCUUUCUCAUAAAGAAAGGGCGAAAGAAUCGGCUAAAAGAAGGGAGCCGACGUUAACGAAGGUAAGUUUGUUUUGAAUAUUGAUUUUAUAAUGGCUUUAAAACCCGACGACCUUUGCGUAUAUGAAACGGCAACUAAACAAGACAGCAUAUAAUUUCAGUAUUUCAGUGUAUCUUUAAUAUUGAUUCCCUUUUUUUAUAUUGAAUUUUUUAAAUAAAAAAGAAAGUAAAGUUAUUUGUAUGCGAGAAUUUGAAAUCAUUUUAUUGCAAACUCAAAGUUUAUCGAUAAAGCCAUUUAAGCAGUUUAGUUUUAUAAAGAACACUUUAAAACGUUUUGCGAAGCAUUUGUGGUUGAAUUUUAUCUUAAAUUGAAGCUUAUAUUACGUAUAAUAACAUACCUAACAUAUAUAUGUUGGGAAAUUGAUAAUUUUGUUUUUAGUGUUUUAGGCGAUUUUUCAUUUGUAAGAGUAUUCUUAAAAAAAUAUCGUGUUACCAUGACAACUACUUUAGAUAUCUUCAUGUUCGGAAAAUACAAUGGUUUUGUCAGCAAGGCGAGGGUUUCUGCAUGUAUGUAUUUUCUAGUAUGUAUUAACCUGAAAUUAGUAAAAGCGGUUAGAUCCUAUGGUUUUUCAGGUUACAAAUGCAUAUAGUACAGAUUUGCUGCUUUCGUAUCAAACGAAGGGCAUUGAUCAACGUUUGUAAUCGACUUUAAUAAUUCAUGAGCCAACCGAACGUUGAUUUCACGAAAAGUACUUUUAGGAAAACCGUAGUUUGUUUAUAAGACCAUGACACAUAAUGAGCAUACGCUCUGCAGUUGACAAUUGAUUUAAUUUAUUGAAUUUAUUAACUUUACAAUCAUAGAAAAGUAUAACAAUGAUUGAAGGUAUGGUCAACAGGACGCGAGUCCCAUGUAACGACCAACCUAAAAGCAGGAGCGCACAUUAGGGGGAGUUUUUUGGGGGGCGGGGGAUGGGUACGAAACCCCCCUUAGCGUCCGAAGGUCACCAAAAGUCGGUCCCGUUCUUCCUUGAUACUGUGCGAAAACUCGGUCCCAAAAUUCGGUUACAAGAAGUAAUAUUUACUUCUGUCAGUGAAUAUGGACCGACAACACAACAGCUGGUUGGUAAGAUGUUAUGACCAAGGGACACGCAUUCAGCGGUUCAUGCAUGGCAGAAAGGAAAUACAAAUACAUUUCCUGUAUGUCAUGUGUAUUGGAUUUCAUAAAAUUCGGCCUUAGUAGCUUUUAAUGUAUCACGUUACAUUACAUAAAAUGCGCUAUUCCGCGUUAGCAAGUGGCAACUUCAUACGGAGACUGGAGACCAGGUUGGUGCCUGUCGUUACUAUUUUUGAAAAGAAAUUGAAUUUUACAAACAUGACUAUCUCCUUUUCUAGCUUUAUAUAUUUUAAAUGCCUCCAUGCAUACAAGCUUUCUAGUACAGCAGGAUCAUACCGGUUUGGGUCUGAUCAAUUUUCUUACACCACAGGAUAUAUUUUACCGUUAUAAUUUCAUGACAUGUAUCUCCAAUUUUAUGUUUCACAAAUCUACACCUACACGUAUAUUUCUUAGGUUCACAUUUAUACAAAUACAAGUCGUUUUAUUAUCUUUUUUCCUCAUUUCCAUCAAAUACAACAUAAUUUUCACAGGCAUACAUUGUGAACAAGACGAGGCCAUCACAUCAUAUUUCACACUACACCUUUUGAGUAACAUUUAGGGACUAUUGUGGUAUAAAAUUAUUACUAGAAAACGGCAAUAUGGUUCUCAUUACCUACAUCUAAUCUUAAAAAACUUUAAAAACUCUAGAAUCAGCUAAAGCAACCAUUUCUACUCUGCGCUACUUACCUGACGAUGAACAAAACGUAAACAAUCUGAUUACUUCUGCUGUGAAAUUUUCUGAACGUCAUGCAUAGAGUCGAUGCGAGUGGACGAAAGACGAGAAACGGCAAAAAAAGUGCCCUCGAGGAUUUCUACAGAAAAGAAUUAUCCAAGUCCUCGACGUACAAACACAAGAUCUUACUGACAACGUUGAAGACAUGUGAUAUUCUUGCCCCGGCAAUUAACCUAGAUUCUUCUUUCUCCAUUCGACAAUGA
Molecule: messenger RNA, 5637 nt
Organism: Paramuricea clavata
Lineage: Eukaryota; Metazoa; Cnidaria; Anthozoa; Malacalcyonacea; Plexauridae
Source: the annotation of a GenBank genome assembly